Molecule: messenger RNA, 3641 nt
Organism: Melozone crissalis (California towhee)
Lineage: Eukaryota; Metazoa; Chordata; Aves; Passeriformes; Passerellidae
Gene: CCAR1
Product: cell division cycle and apoptosis regulator 1
Exons: 25
Coding region: 90-3614 (1174 amino acids)
Biological process (GO): regulation of DNA-templated transcription
Cellular component (GO): nucleus
Source: RefSeq, a predicted model, not a curated record
UGCGCGGGGCGGGCGGCGAUGGCGGCGGCGCGGGCCCGCGCAGAUUGCAGUUCCGGAAGAUAGACACCCGGGCGGUUCUACCUUCUGCCAUGGCUCAGUUUGGAGGACAGAAAAAUCCCCCUUGGGCUACUCAGUUUACAGCCACGGCGGUGUCUCAGCCAGCUGCCCUGGGCGUGCAGCAGCCCUCGCUGCUGGGAGCCUCCCCGACCAUCUACACGCAGCAGACGGCGCUGGCAGCCGCGGGGCUGACCACGCAGAGCCCCGCCAACUACCAGCUGAGCCAGAGCGCCGCGCUCCAGCAGCAGGCGGCAGCCGCGGCCGCGGCCCUGCAGCAGGUAAAGCACCCACCGCGGCCGGCGCUGCCCGAACUGCGGCCGGCUAAAGGACCCAGGAGGAAAGGAGAAUGGCAAAUGCAAUAUUCACAACCUCAACAGACUCUCUAUAGUGUACAGCAACAGUUGCAGCAACCUCAGCAGACCCUUUUAACUCAGCCGGCGGUGGCGCUGCCCACCAGCCUGAGCCUGUCCACGCCGCAGCCGGCGGCGCAGAUCACCGUGUCCUACCCCGCCCCUCGCUCCAGCCAGCAGCAAACCCAGCCCCAGAAGCAGCGGGUCUUCACGGGAGUGGUCACCAAGCUGCAUGACACCUUCGGCUUUGUGGAUGAAGAUGUCUUUUUUCAGCUUAGCGCUGUCAAAGGCAAGACCCCUCAGGUGGGUGACAGAGUUCUGGUAGAAGCCACGUACAACCCCAACAUGCCGUUCAAAUGGAACGCCCAGAGGAUCCAGACCCUGCCCAACCAGAACCAGAGCCAGGCGCAGCCGCUGCUGAAGACGCCGCCGGCCGUGCUGCAGCCCCUGGCCCAGCAGACCUUCGGUGUGCAGGCACAGCCACAGCCACAGUCCCUGCUGCAGGCGCAGAUCUCUGCAGCCUCCAUCACACCCCUGCUCCAGACACAGCCUCAGCCCCUGCUGCAGCAGCCACAGCAGAAAGGUGGUUUGCUGCAGCCCCCAGUCCGUCUGGUUUCACAGCCACAGCCAGCUCGAAGACUCGACCCACCAUCCAGAUUUUCUGGCAGGAAUGACCGAGGUGGAGACCCCAUGCCAAACCGAAAGGAUGACAGGAGCCGAGAGCGGGAGCGGGAGCGGCGCCGGUCCCGGGAGAGGUCCCCGCAGAGGAAGCGCUCGCGGGAGCGAUCGCCGCGGCGGGACCGGGAGCGCUCCCCGCGCCGCCCGCGCCGCGUGCUGCCCCGCUACACCGUGCAGUUCUCCAAGUUCUCCUUGGACUGCCGUAGCUGUGAUAUGAUGGAGCUGAGGAGGCGUUACCAGAACCUGUACAUCCCCAGCGACUUCUUUGAUGCUCAGUUCACGUGGGUGGAUGCUUUCCCUAUGUCCAGACCCUUUCAGCUGGGAAACUACUGCAAUUUCUACGUAAUGCAUAGAGAAGUAGAUCCUAUCGAUAAGAACGCUGCUGUCCUCGAUCCACCUGAUGCUGAUCAUCUCUACAGUGCUAAGGUGAUGCUGAUGGCCAGUCCCAGCAUGGAAGAUCUCUACCACAAGUCCUGUGCUCUGGCUGAGGAUCCCCAAGAGCUUCGGGAUGGAUUUCAGCAUCCUGCUAGACUUGUAAAGUUUUUAGUGGGUAUGAAAGGCAAAGAUGAAGCUAUGGCUAUUGGAGGACACUGGUCCCCCUCACUGGACGGGCCUGACCCAGAAAAGGACCCCUCGGUGCUGAUAAAGACGGCAAUUCGCUGUUGCAAGGCUCUUACAGGGAUUGACUUAAGUGUGUGCACGCAAUGGUACCGUUUUGCAGAGAUUCGCUACCAUCGCCCUGAGGAGACCCACAAGGGGCGUACGGUUCCAGCUCAUGUGGAGACAGUGGUUUUAUUUUUCCCGGAUGUUUGGCAUUGCCUUCCCACCCGCUCAGAGUGGGAAACCCUCUCCCGAGGAUACAAGCAGCAGCUGGUCGAGAAGCUUCAGGGUGAACGCAAGGAGGCUGAUGGAGAACAGGAUGAAGAGGAAAAGGAUGAUGGGGAAGCUAAAGAGAUCUCUACGCCUACACACUGGUCUAAACUGGAUCCAAAAACAAUGAAGGUGAAUGACCUUCGCAAAGAGUUAGAGAGUCGAACCCUCAGCUCCAAGGGACUGAAAUCCCAGCUGAUAGCUCGGCUGACAAAGCAGCUCAAAGUAGAGGAGCAAAAAGAAGAGCAAAAGGAGCUGGAGAAGUCUGAGAAAGAAGAGGAAGAGGAGGAGGAUAGGAAAUCUGAAGAUGAUAAAGAGGAGGAGGAGAGGAAGCGGCAGGAGGAGCUGGAGCGGCAGCGGCGCGAGCGGCGCUACAUCCUGCCCGACGAGCCGGCCAUCAUCGUGCACCCCAACUGGGCGGCCAAGAGCGGCAAGUUCGACUGCAGCAUCAUGUCCCUGAGCGUGCUGCUGGACUACAGGCUGGAGGACAACAAGGAGCACUCCUUCGAGGUAUCAUUGUUUGCAGAACUCUUCAAUGAAAUGCUUCAGAGAGAUUUUGGUGUCAGAAUUUACAAAGCACUGAUUUCUCUCCCAGAGAGAGAGGACAAAAAGGACAAAAAAAGCAAAAAAGAUGAGAGAAAAGAAAAGAAAGAAGAAAAAGAUGAUGAAACAGAUGAUCCAAAACCUAAAAGAAGAAAAUCUGGAGACGAUAAAGAUAAAAAAGAAGAGAGAGAUGAAAAGAAGAGGGAAGAUAAAAGGAAAGAUGAUUCUAAAGAGGAAGAAGAAACAGAAGAGGACAAUAAUCAAGAAGAAUACGAUCCAAUGGAGGCAGAAGAGGCUGAAGAUGAAGAUGAAGAUCGGGACGAAGAGGAGAUGAACAAACGGGAGGACAGAAAAGAGGGAAAUAAACAUUGCAAAGAGAGGGCAUCCAAAGAUAAAGAGAAAGACAAGACCCAGAUGGUGACUGUUAACAGGGAUCUCCUGAUGGCUUUUGUUUAUUUUGAUCAAAGUCAUUGUGGAUACCUGCUGGAGAAGGACAUGGAGGAGAUCCUGUACACUCUUGGACUUCACCUGUCACGGGCUCAGGUCAAGAAGCUGCUCAAUAAAGUAGUGCUUCGAGAAUCUUGCUUUUACAGAAGACUAACAGACACUUCUAAAGAUGAGGAAAACCAAGAGGAGUCCCAAGAGCUACAGGAAGAUAUGCUAGGGAACCGGCUGCUGCUGCCAUCCCCCACGGUGAAGCAGGAGUGCAAGGCUGUGGAGGAGAACGUGGGGCUCAUCGUGUACAACGGGGCCAUGGUGGACGUGGGCAGCCUCCUGCAGAAGCUGGAGAAGAGCGAAAGGGUGCGGGCAGAGAUUGAGCAAAAGCUGCAGCUGCUGGAGGAAAAAACAGAUGAGGAUGAGAAAACGAUUCUACAACUGGAGAAUUCUAACAAAACUCUGUCUGCGGAGCUGAAAGAAGUAAAAAAGGACCUUGGCCAACUGCAAGAAAAUUUGAAGACCUCAGAUGAUAAAAAAUUGCAAUUUGAGGGUCAGCUGAAUAAGACAAUCAAAAAUUUAGCUACUGUUAUGGAUGAAAUACAGAGUGUUCUCAAACAGGACGUGGUGAAGAACGAAGAUAAAGAUCAGAAAUCCAAAGAGAACGGAGCAAACGUAUGAUAAACUGCUGCUGUUAGAAGAAUGGUG